Lathyrus sativus (Indian pea) is the source of this 1428-nucleotide messenger RNA. The record is from the annotation of a GenBank genome assembly. Lineage: Eukaryota; Viridiplantae; Streptophyta; Magnoliopsida; Fabales; Fabaceae.
AUGGUUGAUGAAGUGAAGAUCAUAAAACAAUGCCAAGUGAGUCCUCCAGAAGGUUCACUUCCAUCUUCAAUCAAUCUUCCAAUAACUCACCUUGACCUUCCUUGGUCUUACUGUCCUCUUAUUAAAAGAAUUUUUUAUUACAACUUCCCUCAUUCCACACAACACUUUCUUCAAACUUGUUUACCAAUUCUAAGAAAUUCUCUUUCCAUCACUCUUCAACAUUUUUUCCCUUUCUGUUCCAAAUCUAUUUUCCCUCCUAAACCUCAAACCCCUCAUAUUCUCUACACUCAAGGUGACUCCAUCUCUUUAACAAUAUGUGAAUCCAAUUCAAAUUUCAACAACCUCACAUCUAAUGCACCAAAAGAUCUUACAAUUGCAUACCCUUUUGUUCCCUUGACUCCUCCACCAACUAUUUUACAAGAUGGCACAUUGAUGUUCCCGGUAAUGGCCAUUCAAAUCACUAUUUUUCCAAACUUUGGAUUCACAGUGUGUCUCACUUAUAGACAUGAAAUUGCUGAUGGUAAAGCAUUUCAUCAUUUCAUUAAAUUUUGGUCCUCACUUUCAAAAGGAAAUUUACAAGUUUCCUCUCUUCCAUUACCAUUUCACAAAAGAGAAAUAAUUCAAGACCCAAAAGGUUUUAAACAAAAUAUCUUAGAACAACUAUGGAAUUCUCCACCAAAAACAUUUCAAUCUACUAUCUCCACCCAUGAUCCUGUUUCUUCUCGAAAUAAUUUUGUUCUAUAUAGAUUUAAUUUGACAAGAAACCAUGUUGAUAAUUUGAAGAAAUGGAUAGUUACAAAAAGCCAAACUAUUGGUCUUGACUUGUUGCAUUUGUCAACCUUUGUUGUUACAUGUUCUUUGUUAUGGGUUUCUAUGGAGAAAUUAAGAUCUCAAGAUAAGAAAAACAUCACCGUUGAUUGUGUUGCAGAUGAGGUAACGAAUAAUUCUCCUUCCGAGAAUGAUUUGGAGGAAAACUGUGACUUUGGAUUUCUAAUGGAUAUGCGUAACCGUUUUGAACUUUCAAUUCCUUCUACAUAUUUUGGAAAUUGUUUGAUGAUGUGUGGUACAGCACUACCAAAGAGAAAGUUAUUGGGAGAGAAUGGUAUAUGUGAAGCAGCAAAUGUUAUUGCAAGGGAAAUUAGUUUGGCAGAUCCAUUAAAAGAAGUUGAAAAGUUUGGAAUAAAAUCAAAUAAUUUUGUUUGUGUCAUGGGGUCACCAAAGUUUGAUGUGUAUGAAACUGACUUUGGAUGGGGAAAUCCCAUUUUAAGUGAAAUUCUUCAUUUGAGUGAUUCAAGUGGUUUUCUUCUUUCUGAUUCACCGGAUGGAUAUGGUAGUAUUGAAGUUUCUAUGUUGCAAGAAGAAGCUCAGGUGAAGAAAUUUACUGACAUCUUAGAAGUGCAACUUAGAGACAUUGUAGCUUUUGAAUGA